AUGGAUAGAAGAAAUGACUAUGGUUAUCGAAUGCCCACAUUCCAGGGCCCUCUGCCUCCCCCUGGGAGCCUAGGGCUUCCUUUCUCUUCAGAUGUACAGACUGAGACCACAGAGAAGGACAACGUCCUGCUGAUGCGUACCCUGUUGUCGACAUCCAAGGACACACCUAUUGCCAGCCGGUCUAAGAAAAGCAAGACCAAGAAGACUUCUAUUAAAGCUAUUACUAAGACCACACCCACUCCCCCUCCCGUCCCACCUGCCAAUGACAUUGCUGGCAACAAGCCUAAAGUAACUCUGCAGGCUUUAAACCUACCAAUGUUCACCCAGAUCAGCCAGGCUUCUAGUACUACUGAGGCAGCCAAUAUCCAGGCUUCAGUUACUGCUCAGACCAAGAAAGCCAAGACAAAGAGAGUUACUCCCAAGUUAUCCCUAAAUGGCACUGAGGAUGUCACUACACAGCUCAAGUCACCCUUGAAGGCCCUAAACCUACCAGUUACUUCACCAACUAUCCAGUCUCCAAUUGCCAAUGAAUCAGCUAAUUCCCUGGCCUUGAUAGCUGUCAGCAAACCCAAGAAAGCUCCUAAGGCAAAGAAAGCUGCCAAUAAGACCAUACCUAGUGCCACGGAGAUCUCACUGGCUUCGACUGCCACCCACACAGCCACUACCCAAGGCCAAACUGCUAAGGAGACAGCUAGUAUCCAGGCCACAGCAGCCACUAUCCGAGCCAAGAAAACUUCCAAAGCUAAAAGGACAACUGCUAAGACCACAAAUACUGACACUGAAUAUGUAGAGUCCUCAAAUGCCCUGGAGGGAUCUAGCAGACAGAUUGAGGCCUCAACUGUAGGUCUAAGGCCCAAAAAGCCCAAGGGAAAGAAGGUUGCCAAUAAAGGCCCAAAUUCUGCUUCUGAGCUCUCUGAGGCUCCACCUGCCAUCCAAAUGGUCACAAACCAUGCCCUAUCAGUCACCGUACGGAUCAGGAGAGGGUCUAGGGCUCGAAAGGCUGCCACUAAGACUCGGGCUCAAGAAAGCCAGGCUCAAAUCACUGACCAAGGAGCUCAGGCCAAGAUGGCUACCCCUCAGGCCAGCAUAAGUGCCCUUGAGACUCAGGUUGCUGCUGCUGUCCAGGCCUUGGCAGAUGACUAUCUGGCUCAGUUGAGUUUAGAACCCACAACCAGAACCCGGGGCAAGAGGAACCGGAAGUCUAAGCAUCCCAAUGGAGAAGAAAGAACUGGGAGUAAUUACAGGCGGAUCCCAUGGGGCCGAAGGCCUCCACCACCUAGAGAUGUGGCCAUUUUGCAGGAAAGGGCAAAUAAGUUGGUGAAAUACCUGUUGGUUAAGGACCAGACAAAGAUCCCCAUCAAGCGCUCAGACAUGCUGAAGGAUGUCAUCCAAGAAUAUGAUGAGUAUUUCCCAGAGAUCAUUGAACGAGCAAGCUAUGCUCUGGAGAAGAUGUUUCGAGUCAAUCUGAAGGAAAUUGAUAAGCAAAGUAGCUUGUAUAUUCUUAUCAGCACUCAGGAGUCCUCUGCAGGCAUACUGGGAACGACCAAGGACACACCUAAGCUGGGUCUCCUCAUGGUGAUUCUGAGUGUCAUUUUCAUGAAUGGCAACAAGGCCAGUGAGGCUGUCAUCUGGGAGGUGCUGCGCAAGUUGGGGCUGCGCCCUGGGGUAAGACAUUCACUUUUUGGAGAAGUGAGAAAACUCAUCACAGAUGAAUUUGUGAAGCAAAAGUAUCUGGAAUACAAGAGGGUCCCCAACAGCAGACCACCUGAAUAUGAAUUCUUCUGGGGCCUGCGGUCUUACCAUGAGACUAGCAAGAUGAAAGUCCUGAAAUUUGCAUGCAAGGUACAGAAGAAAGAUCCUAAAGACUGGGCUGCUCAGUACCGGGAGGCAGUAGAGAUGGAUGUUCAGGCUGCAGCUGUGGCUGUGGCUGAGGCUGAGGCCAGGGCUGAGGCAAGAGCCCAAAUGGGGAUUGGAGAGGAAGCUGUGGCUGGGCCCUGGAAUUGGGAUGACAUGGAUAUUGACUGUUUAACAAGGGAAGAGUUGGGUGACGAUGCUCAGGCCUGGAACAGAUUUUCCUUUGAAAUUGAUUCCAGAGCCCAAGAAAAUGCAGAUUCUACCAACAAUCUCAACUUCAACCAAGGACCUAGUACCAGAAAUAGCUUCAGUGAUGGUGCCAAUAUUAGCUUUGGUGGUAUAACCAACCCCAGUGGAGGCUUUGGUGGCAUGCCCAACUCCAAUGCAAGCAUUAGCUUUGGCAGCGCAUCCAGCACCAGCACUAGUUUCAGCAGUGGAGCCAGCAUCAGCUUUGGUGGUGCACCUAACACUAGUACUAGUUUCAGCAGCACAGCCACCAUUAGCUUUGGUGGUGCACCCAGCACUAACACUAGUUUCAGCAGCACAGCCAGCAUUAGCUUUGGUGGUGCACCCAGCAUUAGCAGUAGUUUCAGUGGUGGAUCCAGCAUUAGCUUUGGUGGUUCUCCUUCCACCAGUACCAGUUUCAGUGGUGGAGCCAGUAUUAGUUUUGGUGGUGCACCUUGUACCAGUGCCAGUUUCAAUGGCUUUGGAGGCACACUUAGCAGUACCGCAGCUGGCUUUAGUGGUGCACUCAGCACAAGCACCAACUUUGGCAGUGCACCUACCACAAGCACUGUCUUCAGUGGUGCAGUUAGCACCACCACUGGCUUUGGAGGCACCCUUAGCACCAGUGUCUGCUUUGGUAGCUCUCCCUGCUCUGGUGCCGGCUUUGGAGGCACACUCAGUACCAGUAUCUGCUUCGGUGGUUCUCCUAGCACCAAUAAUGGUUUUGGUGGUACACUCAGCACCAGUGUUUCCUUUGGUGCUUCUUCUAGCACCAGCUCUGACUUUGGUGGCACGCUAAGCACGAGUCUUUGCUUUGGUGGUGCAAUCAGCACCAGUGCUGGCUUUGGCAAUGCACUCAGCACCAGUGCCAGCUUUGGUAGCGUACUCAAUGGCAGUUCUGGCUUUGGUGGUGCCAUCAGCACCAGUGCCAGCUUUGGUAAUGCACUCAAUAACAGUGCUGGCUUUGGCGGUGCCAUCAGCACUAGUGCCAGCUUUGGUGGCGCACUCAAUGACAGUGCUGGCUUUGGCGGUGCCAUCAGCACUAGUGCCAGCUUUGGUGGCGCACUCAAUGGCAGUUCUGGCUUUGGCGGUGCCAUCAGCACCAGUGCCAGCUUUGGUGGCGCACUCAAUGGCAGUUCUGGCUUUGGCGGUGCCAUCAGCACCAGUGCCAGCUUUGGCGGUGCCAUUAGUACCAGUGCCAGCUUUGGCGGUGCAAUCAGCACCAACCCCGACUUUGGUGGUGCAUUCAGUACCAGUGUUGGCUUCGGUGGGGCACUUAGCACCACUGACUUUGGUAGUACCCACAGCAACAGCAUUAGCUUUGGCAGUGCUCCUACUACCAGUGUCAGCUUUGGUAGUUCUCACAGCACUAAUCUCUGUUUUGGUGGAGCACCCAGCAACAGUCUCUGUUUUGGCAGUGCAUCUAACACCAACCUAUGUUUUGGAGGCUCUUCCAGCACCAACUCCUGCUUUAGUGGUGCUACCAGUGCCAAUUACAGUGAGGGGCACAGCACCAGUGCCAUUUUCAGCUUUGGGAAUGGGCUAAGUACCAAUGCUGGCUUUGGAAAUGGAUUGGGCACCAGUGCUGGCUUUGGCAGCAGCCUAGGCACCAGCACUGAUUUUGGUGGUGGACUAAGUCCUAAUGCUGACUUUGGUGGGGGACUGGGUACCAGUGCUGGCUUCGAUGGUGGACUAAACACCAGCACUGAUUUUGGUGGUGGACUGGGCACUAAUGCUGGCUUUGGUGAUGGACUGGGCAGCAACACUGGCUUUGGUGGUGGACUGGUCACUAAUGAUGGCUUUGCUGGUGACCUGAGUGCCAAUAAUGGGUUUGGCAGCACACUUGGCACUGGUGCAGGCUUUGGUGUAAGCCUCAGCACUGGCGAUGGCUUUGGCAAUGGGUCUAAUGCCAGCUUUGACAGAGGACUGAAUACCAUCAUUGGCUUUGGCAGUGAUUCCAACACCAGCAGUAGCUUUACUGGUGAACCCAGCACCGGCUCCAGCUUCAGUAAUGGACCCAGUUCUAUUGUUGGCUUUAGUGGUGGACCAAGCACUGGUGCUGGCUUCUGCAAUGGACCAAGCACUGCUGGCUUUGGUGGUGGACUGAGCGGCAGUGCUGGCUUUGGUGGUGGACUGAACUCCAGUGCUGGAUUCAGCGGUGGACCAAGCACUGGCACUGGCUUUGGUGGUGGAGGCACUAACCUCGGUGCCUGUGGCUUCUCUUACGGCUAA
Messenger RNA from Cricetulus griseus (Chinese hamster), 4311 nucleotides. Lineage: Eukaryota; Metazoa; Chordata; Mammalia; Rodentia; Cricetidae. The record is from RefSeq and is a predicted model, not a curated record.